UUUUGUGAGAUUUAAUUAACAUCCCAUCUUUCAUUACAGAUAUAAGUGAGCCAAACUAAUGGAAAUUAUUAUCAAUAUGAAAUAACCAUUUAUGUUCAGGAGUGUUACUCGCUUUCCAGUUUGUGCCUAUGAGAGCAGUUUAGCUGACAUUAUCAGGAACAUUUUUUGUUUGCAUUACAAGUUUACUGCAAGUGGUUUAUCAGCUGGCUAUUCAAUAAGAAACUUGUCAAGCAUGACAAUCGAAACAAAAGCACCUUUGUCGUCUGAUGGAACUGGACUCGCUGGGACUGUAGAGAUCCUCCCAGAGCCGGUGAAGGGCCUCAGCGACAAGAAACAAUACAGGAGCUUGCGCCUCAGCAAUGGCUUACGCGCGCUUCUCGUAUCCGACCACGUGAGGCAUGGUCCUCCUGCCGCAGCCGCAGUCGAUGACACCAUGGAGGACGAUGAUGAAGUGGAUGACCAUGGUGAUGAGGAUGUUGAUGAAGAAGAGGACUCUGGUGACGAGGAAGGCUCAGAUUCCGGAGAUGAUGAGGAAGGUGACUUUGGGUCCAAGUGCAAGAACGUUCCUGACAGCAAUGAAUACAAAGCUGCUGCUUCCUUGUCUGUCUGUUGGGGCUCGUGCGUAGACCCUCCCGCGCUUCCGGGCCUCAUGCACUUCCUGGAGCACAUGGUUUUCAUGGGGUCAAAAAAAUACCCGACUGAGAAUGGCUUUGAUAAUUUCGUCAAUCGUCAUGGCGGUUGUGAUAACGCCUACACGGAUUUCGAACAUACGAAUUUCCACUUCGACAUUCAAGAGUCGUACUUGUGGGAGGGAUUGGACCGAUUUUGUCAGUUCUUCGUCGAACCUCUUAUGAUGAAGAACGCCAUGGACAGAGAAAGAAACGCUGUCGAUUCAGAAUUCACCAUAGCACUCCCUAUAGACGACAACAGAGAACAGCAACUAUUGAGUUCAUUUGCCCCUGCUGGUCAUCCAACGUCUUCCUUCACCUGGGGUAACGCCGCCUCGCUCUCUGCCUUGCCUGACGAUCAGGUUCACGCCAUGCUUCAUGAGGCCAGGGAAAAGUAUUACUCGGCGCAUUUCAUGACACUUGUGGUGCAAAGCCGUCAUUCUCUUGACGAUAUGGAAUGCCACGUCAAAGAAAUAUUUUCUAAAAUUCCCAACAAUGGCCUGCCUCUUCCUGAGAAGUGCCAACUUGAAUUUCCUUUCCCUCCAUCUGCCAUUAAUAAAUUCAUAUUUAUGGAACCAAUGAAAGCGAAGCAUGUGGUAGCAGCCACGUGGUUUUUACCAUCAAUGAUCGGCCAUUACAAGCGACAUCCGUUGAGGCUUCUCGCCCAUCUCAUAGGGCAUGAGGGCUACGGAUCUCUUUUAUCGUUCUAUAAGAACCAAGACUUGGCAUAUGCUCUCGAGUGCGAGUGUGAAAUGGGUGACUUCGAAGAAGGCAGUUUCUGUUCACAAAUGCGCGUUUCGAUCGACCUUACCGAAAAAGGCUACCGCUCGAUUGAUCAAGUGCUACUGACGCUCUUCCAAUACGUGGCUCUCCUGCAAGACCAACCACCCACCGAGAUGAUGUUUCGAGAGUAUCAACAGAUAUCUCGAUUGAAUUUUGACUUCGAAACGGAAUCUGAAACCAUUACUAACGUUGAGAGUCUUUCUGCUGCUAUGAUCAAGUUUAGCCCCGAAGACUACUUGUCUGGUUCUACUCUCCUGUUUGAAUUCGAUCCUCAAUUCAUUAAAGAGACUCUUGAGCGUCUCACGCCAGAUGCUGUAAACGUUGUAGUUAGAUCGAAACUUCUUGAUUUCUCUGGCGACGAUGUGAAAACCGAGAGAUGGUUUGGAACUAGGUAUCGAAUCGAAGAAUUCAGUGAAGCUCAAAGAGAGCUUUUCUUGAGUGCCAAAUCUACUCCUAAUCCCCAACUUCAUCUUCCUCUCCCUAAUGUUUAUAUUCCAAAUGACUUCUCCCUGCUGACUGCUCCAGAGAAACCACCCAAGUUUCCAUCGCGCGUGGUUUCUGACCCAACGUUAGGCUCCUUGUUCUACUUGCCGAACUACAAAUUUGAACUACCAAUCGUGAUCUUAAGAGUGCAGUUCGUGUUGGAGGAAAGGCCCUGCAGACUUGCUGAUAAGUUCUUGAAUAUCAUGUCCUUGUUUCUGCAGUGCUACCGAUAUCAGUUGAUGGAACUUCUCUACGAAGCCACUCUCGCCAAGUAUAAGUACUCGAUUGGGUACACCCAUGAGGGGCUUGUGCUUCACUUGUCAGGCUUCACAGAGAACAUCGGACGUGUUUUGAAAGUCCUUCUCGAUUCAUUGCAUAAUUUUGCGGCAAAUUUUUCAGAGGAGCAUUUCCACACACUCAAAGACCUUGAGACGCGCAAGCUCUACAACGAAGCUUCCAAGCCCAAUACGAUGCGGAAGCAGCUGCGCCUGCAUGUUCUGUUGCCACAGUGUCAUCUUUCUCUGCAUGCCCUCAAACAAAUACAAGUAAUAAACGUUGACGACGUGCUCUCGUGUGCCUCAGAUUUGUUGAAGAACGCCCAGGUCAACAUGCUAAUCCAGGGCAAUAUCACCGAGCCUUCAGCGCGUGAGCUCUACGAUAUGAUUGUAAAGAGCAUCCCUAAAGGCAUUGCUCAAGAACCUGCUGCCCUCAUGGAAAUUCCCGGAUAUCGUGUGCUAAAGCCAGGCACGACCGUUGUCCGUGUCAAGUCCGUUAACGAAGCUGACGGCAACAGCUCGAUCGUGAAUUACUACCAAGGAAAAGCUGGUACUCUGCGAGAUCAAGUACUCUCGGAUUUUCUCUUGUGUGCAAUGGAAGAGCAAUGUUUCGAUACCUUGCGUACUCAGGAACAGCUUUCUUACUCCGUUAGUAGCCAAGUCAAUGAGAGUAACGGAGUCGUCGGAUUAUCAAUUAGCCUCACUCCUCAGGCUGAAAAGUUUUCAUUGAGCCAUGUUGACACUCGUGUCGAAGCAUUCAUCGAAAAAUUCACGAAAAAAUUGCGAGAGAUGAGUGAGACAGCGUUCGCUACCAUCAAGCAAACUGUCAGGCAAUCGAAGAAAAUCGACGAUCUCAACUUAGAAGAUGAAGUGGCUCGCAAUUGGGCUGAAAUAACGAGAAAAGAGUACCUGUUCGACAGGCUGCAGAAGCACAUCGCUAUCUUAGAUUCGAUCACUCAAGAAGACGUAGUCAACUUCUUCCUCUCGCUGGUUGAUUCGACGUCUCCUGACUAUCGCAAGUUGAGUGUCCAAGUGAUCGGGUCAGCAAAUCAUAAGAAUUGCAAACCCCCGCCCAUGGAAAAGCUCAUUGAAGGGGGCUUCUCCUGCAUGCAAUUUGAAGGCGCUGACGACUCGGUCUCCGCUUCUCAGAACAACACGUUUUAUGUGUCCGACUGUCAGCAAUACAUUGAUUGCUUGCAAGAAAUGCCGCAUCAUCCUAUUGUGCACUGCUAGUCGAUUGAAUUCUAAGUAUUCGCGGAUCACGAUUCCAUCUAGAGAAGAAUAUAGUAAUUGUCUACAGCAUCCCUCUUUGUCUAGUGAUCCGAUACACUUUUGAACGUUUUUUCAAACGCGUUUUUUAUUCUUUAGAAAAUUAACUUAUUUGAUGAGAGAACAGUGAAUGUGCUUUCUGUACUAUAGACUUAUGCUUCUUGAAUUCCAGUUUUUUCGUGAAAUACUUUUCUCGAUUAGAAUCCUGAAAUCAGGCAUAAAAAAAUUAGUAAACUCUCAGGUCAGUUUCAUCUUCGAAGACUGAUAUUUGUCGAGGAGGUAUUAUAGUGCGAGAAUAGCAAUAGUCAGUAUUUACCCAUUCAUUGCAUGCGAUCGUGCAGGGCGUGAUCGACACUAGAUUCGUCAUCAUUUCCCCACCUUUCAGCUCCUAAGUCUCAAAUGGUUUUCUCAGCACUGCAUUUCUAGCACGCGAUGAUGAGUCAACACUAUACACGAUCAAUGUAGACGCCUUGUGUUGCGGCUUGAUUAAUCAUUAUUGGGUCGGUUAAGUAUUGGAUAAAAAGACUUGUUCACAUGAAGGAUAUUGAUGUAUUUAGAGGGUUGAAUAAAUUGAAACCAAUAAUUGGCUUGAAAUGUAACAAUAACUAAUGUCUUUUUUUACUAAAAUAAAUUUUCACUCA
This is a messenger RNA of Hyalella azteca, 4119 nucleotides long. Its product is annotated as nardilysin-like. Gene Ontology annotation, molecular function: metal ion binding. The transcript has a single exon. NCBI's taxonomy places the organism in Eukaryota, Metazoa, Arthropoda, Malacostraca, Amphipoda, Hyalellidae. Bases 92 to 3442 code for a protein of 1116 amino acids. The record is from RefSeq and is a predicted model, not a curated record.